Molecule: messenger RNA, 3899 nt
Organism: Acanthaster planci (crown-of-thorns starfish)
Lineage: Eukaryota; Metazoa; Echinodermata; Asteroidea; Valvatida; Acanthasteridae
Gene: catip
Product: ciliogenesis associated TTC17 interacting protein
Biological process (GO): actin filament polymerization; cilium organization
Source: RefSeq, a predicted model, not a curated record
CCCAUGUUGCCGUGCACUGGGCGCAUGUAAUAAAUCCGGUACGGGGUACCGGUGUGCGGUGUUGACGGGCUGAGAUGAGACGUCUGACGGCGUGUCGGCGCGGUACAUAUGGUUUCAUAUACAUGAUUAGGGCCACUAGAAAAGGAUGAGUAAUGCUAGGUACGGGGUAAACGCUUAGUGAUUACAAUUUCGCCUGUAAACAUAUUCGAAUUAUACAGAAAUUCGCCUAUUACUGACGUUUGAAUCCCAUCGAAAAUGGAGGAAAAAAUAACAGAUGGUUUAAGUGGAGAUGCCAUUAUCCCAAAUGCUGUAUCUCCUGUACCAACCACACAGGAUGCACUGGCCUACCUCAAUUCAAUCACCUCAGAUGAUCUGCAAAGCAUCCUCUUCACAGAUGCUCUAGUGACAACAUCAGACACAGGGAAAGAACUAGGAGAGUUCUCAGUCAGUAUUGAGCUGGCCAGGCAUGGUGGUCAAGAGUGCCUGCUAAUUCAUGCCAACAGCCAUGGAGCCCUGGACAAUGUACCCAUGGGAACAUCAGUCACUGCGUAUGUGUCAAAAAAUCUGCAGACGUUAGAGCAGCAGCAUCAUGAAUACGUAAAGCUGGAAGACAAUCAUCUUGACAAGAAGACGUUUCUUAUAUUACAAGAUGGCCAAUAUGUAGUCAACAGAGUCAUCACACAGGGAGAGCAAGUUCAGAGGACAUCUCAGAUGUAUAGCCUUGAUGCAAUGAAGGGCUUCAUCUCUGAAGGCUCCAACCUCAUGCUGGAGAGAGUGAUGGUCAAGAAGGGAAUUCCAGGCAACAUGAGCUUCCUAUCCUUUGAUUCAGAGGCAAAUCUCUGCUGUGCCACAUAUAAACCUCUUGAAGAGCGCCCUCAGAAAGUGGGGGAUGAAGAGAUAAGAGUGACAGGUGUUGAGAGGACAAUUCAGUCCAGCACAGAUCUACCCACAACAUGGCAGACAUAUUUCCUAUCGGAUGGCCAUUUGACAAGUCGGGUCCAAGUUGGUUCCCCAGUAACCAUGAGGCUGUUGCAGUUACCAGCUUUUGUCCCUGAGGAAAAGAAGAGACAACAGCAAUCAGUACCUCGUAAACCUCUAAACUGGGAGGAAGACAUGCAGCUGUAUUCAAAGUUUCUUGACAAGAAGGAGGAACUGAAGGGAGACCAUGCUACCUACAUGAGACACCAUCCAGAGCUCAAAGCGCUUCUUGCAGACUUCCUACAAUUCCUUCUCCUACGCAAACCAGAAGAUGUAGUGGCCUUUGCUGCUGAUUAUUUUGCCUCCUUCUCCCCUACCACCAAGAUGGGUAGCUCCUAUGCAACAUCUAAUGAGCCCAGGUACACUCCAAGGCCAAACUCUCCAUUCAAGAAAAGACAAGGGGAGGAUGCAAAAGGACUAUCCAGUUGAGGAAAUCAUAACUAGCUUGUGUAUUUGGGGAUAUUAUAUAAUCUAGCAAAAACCACAGAAAAAUGAGUUAGAAUGCUACGAAAUUCCAGGGUAGGUUUAAAAUGAGCAUACAUGUUCAUGUAUGUGCUUUGUGUCCUUGUCAUAGUUAAACUCAUUGAUUUUGAGACUUGAUAAGCACAACAAAAGUGUGCGAAAGUGAAUUGCGAUGUGUAGCAUUGGUUACAUUGCAGAGUGUUGGAAAUGCACAACAUGUACAGUGGUUGUCAGGGCACUGUUAGCAUUAGCAUUGAUUUAUUCCUACAAAGUCAUAUGAAACAGAAAGAAAUCUAAAAAGGACUAAUCUCCAAAAGAAAAACACCCCCACCAAUAAAGAAAACCCUCAUUUGGUAACAGUUCAUUGUUUUGGUACUGUUUUUAGAUGCUUUUGUUCUCCAACAUGUGGUUUUUGGUUAUUUAGUAAUUUGGGUGUGGUUUUGUUUUUAAACUGGCUUAAUAAUCUUGGCUUUCUGCAUAUGUGUGGAAAGGCCUUUCUUUUGUCAUCUCUUCUUCUCUUUUCUUAUUAUUCUUCUGCCAUGAGUCUCAUAGACUCUUUUUUCAAUACAGUACUUUUGCCCCUUUGGGGAAGUCAAGAUGUGCACUGAAAAAUUACAUGAUGAUGUCAUUAGAGAUUAUGUUACAUUGACAUACUUAGAGGGGCGUAUAUCCAGUUUCAGUAUGGAACUUAAGUACACACUUAAUCAGUUUCAGAUUUGUGGGUUCAGAGACAGGGCUGUUUUAUUUUUUGUCCUUUUUAUUUAUUUAUUCAUGCUGACAUUGGCAAUGGUUAAUAUAUCAUGGACAAUAUAAUAAAUAUGUAAAUGUACAUUGACAAAUACUGUGAAUAAAAAAUUAAGCAGCUAAUGCUGAGAAAAACUAGUCUUAUACACGUAUAAUAGUCGGUUAAACUUAUUUUGCAAUGUUAACAUUGAAUUGCCGGCAUAGGGGUCUGGAUCAGUCAAAUGAUUACUUUUCUCUGCCAACCUUUGCACGGAUUAGUUUUCCCAAGAUGUUAUACCCCAGUGUGAACAGUUUGAGUUCUGUACAUGUGUUUCUUUGGUGGGUCAAUCUAUCUUUUGACCAUACCUUGCUGUUUGCAUUCAUUCAUGACAGUCAUGGUAGAUGUAUGGACACCUUUAGAUAUUUCAAGUAUACUUCAUAAUAUUGUAUUCACUGAUGCCAUCAAACACUAUUCUGUAAAGAUGACGUGUGAAGGGUUCAAGGAAUGUUACAUUUCAAAUGUUUACUGCAAUCUACUUGGAGUGUUGUAUGGUUUGAUUUACUAAAUGAAGUACUGAGGGUAAGUAUGUGUGUGUGCAAAGCCCCAAAUUUGACUGGGACACUACACACCUCCAGGUCGAAACUUAAAUUGUCGAUUCCGCUUCUUAAACGUAUCAAUGAAAUGUGACCUGAUAUUUAGCUGAAAACUUCUGUCUGAGAUUUAUUGAAGAAAAGAACUUGAAAACCUGUAUUCAUUUCAGUCACAUAUUUGUGUACAAUUCAAGUCAUGAAUGGUUUCAGAAGUCAUUUUUGUUUUUGGAUAUAUUAUAAGAAUAUUCCUUGCAAGGCAUUAGCAUCUAACAAUUUCUUGUAUGUAUUCCUUCAUUAACGUAACAAGAUUUCACAUGUGCCUUUGAAAGGACAUUCCAAUUUUUGAACCGUUUAGUACAAGGCAACAUUUUGUACUCGGAGUCAACAUCGUAAUGUACAGUUGGAGUCAUGUUCAAACAGUUGCAGAGCAGACAGAUACAGCAGUUUGAUCACUGCAAACCAGCUUGAAUGAAGCAGAUACUCCAGGGUCCAGAAAUACAUAUAUGCCAAGCACAGAAAAGACUUGCUUGGGGAGACAAGUGUACAAUCAACUUACAAUGUGUGCUCUUCAGUGAUGGGAAAAAAAGGAAGAAAACAUAUUUGUUUGUGCAUAAACUUGCAACCAAACAAGACUUUGCUUAGCAUCUCUGUGCUAAGGCCCUGUGCUGCUGACCCACAAAGAAUGACAUGGUUAACUAUAACAGCUACAUGACAGCUUUGUAUGUAGCUGUUAAGAAAUUCAUCUCCAGAAUACCGUUUGCUAGCUUGUUUGUUUAUUUUACAAAGGACAACAUUUCAUUUGAGCUGGAAUUGUAAUUCAGAAAACUUUUUUUUCCCACAUUGAUCUGUAAACUUCAUUUGACAAGUAAUUUUCAAAUUGUGUAGAUGUGCUCCAGCCUUUCAUUACCUAUGUUUGUCGUCAGUUUUCAAGCCACAGUGGUCACAUUGAUGACAGUUCAGUUAUGUUGUACACAGAGGUAAAUCUUGCCAAAAUGUACCAAAGUCAAAGUGCAAGGUAUUUAUUCUCCCAUACAUUAGAGACAAAAUAUUACAGACAUUUCAAAACUUACAGGUGAAACUUAUUUACAUGUACAGUAUAUGUCAUGAUUCAUGAAAAGUUGCAACUACUGUGGUUAUUAAGUCAA